This is a messenger RNA of Suillus clintonianus, 810 nucleotides long. RefSeq lists its product as uncharacterized. The coding region runs from base 1 to 810 and encodes 269 amino acids. The transcript is spliced from 6 exons. Lineage: Eukaryota; Fungi; Basidiomycota; Agaricomycetes; Boletales; Suillaceae. Gene Ontology annotation, molecular function: GTP binding. The record is from RefSeq and is a predicted model, not a curated record.
AUGCAUCCUUCAGAGAUAAAAAAGAAAAUAAAUCGCUUUCGAAUCCUCAUCAUAGGAAGAGCCAAUGCGGGAAAAACAACUAUCCUAAAGAGGGUUUGCAACACCAAUGAGAACCCCCAAAUAUUUAAUAGCGCUGGGAAACAGAUCGAUGCCGCUAUUCUGAACGCAUCUAGAGAGCGCGGAGAGCACGAUAUCGAAAACGAAAUGGUGUUUCAAAAUAACUCGGGAUUCAUCUUUCACGAUUCACGCGGGUUCGAAGCAGGCGGCGAAUCUGAGUAUGACAAGGUGAACACAUUUAUCGCGCGCCGCUUGAAGAAGACAGAUAUCAAGGAUCGAAUUCACGCUAUAUGGUACUGUAUUCCAAUGGAUGAAGAAAGCAGAUCUUUCACCGAAGCCGAACUCAGGUUUUUCUCCCGCUGUGACACCGGAAGCAUCCCAGUGAUCGUGAUAUUCACGAAAUUUGAUGCCCUUUAUGACGACGAAUUCGUACGGCUAACAGAGGAAGGAAAAUCGAGGACAGACGCCAAUGCACUGGCCCCGAAGCGCGCCGAGGAGACGUUUGCAAACGGGACGCAAUUGAAGUUCCUAUACCACUCCAAGGACAUCCGACGGCCGCCAAAAUGUCACGUAUGCCUCCCCGACAUGGACAAGGACGACGCAGACUGUGGGCCACUCAUCAAACAGACGGCUAGAACUCUGGACAGCGAAGUCCUUCAGCAAUUGUUUGUCUCAACUCAACAAACGAACUUGGAGCUCUGCAUGGAAUAUGCAGUAGAACGGUAUUUGCUCAUAAUCUCAUUUGCCUGCUGA